GUGGUCAUGUGAGCACAAAUGGUGGAGCCUUAUCGCCCGAAGGGAGUAGCGGAGUGAUGUGAGCAUUUAUCGCUAAUUUAUUGGUCAUCCAGAUUCGUUAAUUUAGGUUGCGUCUUCCACUUGAAGCGUUUCCCAAGGUGUCUGGUGGCAAAGACCAAAGCAGCGCCUAGGGUUCGGUCCCAUGGAGCAGCUGCAGCAAUCCCAUGCAAGGCUUUUCAUGUGCUCAACUUGUUCCAAACGGUUCCAGCUAAUUAGGAUCUGCCUCUUGGCAGCGGGGUCUACUUUAAAAAGAUCUCUCACCUAAAUUACUUUCAAUUUCACUAUCUGCACGUUGAACAAAGUAUAAUUUUUGGGAUCUGUCAGCGGUGCUGGCUUUGUUUCAAGCAGUUUAGUAACAUGAUGAAACGCAUGAGUGGCACAUAUGUUUCAGCUCAAGCUUGGUCGUAAAGCAGUCUCAAAUGUUACAUUUCUCUGGUAGCUCACUGAGACUAGUAUACCAAUGCCUAUUGGGAAGGAGAUCCAACGUCGCACCCCUAGUGGCUAAAUUGAGAACUACAUCGAUGGGCACAACAACAACAUAGUUAAUUUGUUUGUGUUUUGACACAGCGCUCGCCCCAUGUAGCCGAACGUUGCAUCAGCGUUCGGCUGGGGCUCGUGCUCAAUCCGUGGAGCUGAACGCUGAUGCAGCAAAAAUUUGGCCAGGAGUUGUGCCCAAUCUUUGCCCCACGCUCAAUCGAGAAAGAUGAAGUAAAGAAUCCAGUGCACGUGCCUGUGUUGCUAAACACAGAACUCUGGAAAAAAAACAAGCUGGACGUAGCGUCCCCAUAGUUUGAUCUCCUCACCAAUAGAUGAUGUUCAGCUCUCUGUGACUCAUUGUUUCUCUAAUGUGAAAAUCCAGGUUUGCCAGACUUUUGCCUGCGCUUCAUCAGGCUCAUUUUUUGUUCACCUGUAUUUGUAUUGUGACUUUUGUUAUUUCACCUGCUGGAUCUGCCAGCCUUACAUUUCUAAACAGGAAAUGGGAUAUAGUGCCCAGAGAAAAGGCUUGUAUCCAUAGCUUUAGUACUCAUGUGUUAGCGUCUGAAAUGCAUUUAGCAUGAGGACCAUUGUUUGGGUUGUUGCACUAAAUUUUACAAUAUUCUGAACGAACGGAGACUACACAAGUGUUGACAUGGUCUUUCAGCUACUUAUGCUUUGUUCUUUAAAAAUUGCUUAUAUGUCCAUAGUGAUGUCCUAAUGAUUUACUCCGAGUUUUUUUUUUUUUUUUUUUUUUUUUUGUCCUUGAAUUUAUUGUUUGGAAGGUCUGUUAGGUGGUAAGCACCUGUGACUCAUCUUGAUUACCUUUCUGUUUCGUCUAAUCAGUCUGUAGGUCAGUAUGAAGUACUAUCCUGGAGUUCUAUCCAUGCCAUGACAUUGCCACUUUGGUGACCUGUCUCAGGGGUGACAGAAAAAUGGCUGAAGCAACUUCCAGUGGUUCACUCUUUGAGCUCAACGUAACUGUGGUGUCAGCCAAGCUGAACUCCACAGGAAUACUUUUCAAGCCAGACCCUUAUGUCGAGUUGAGCGUUGAUGGGGGUGUCCCUGUAAAAACAGAAUACAGCAAGAGCACAUGUAACCCGAAAUGGGAUGAGCAGUUCCCUGUACUUGUGACUCCCUACUCAAAGCUCCACUUCCGAGUCUUCAAUCACAAUUCUCUGAUGAAAGAUGCACUACUUGGCGAGGGAUGCCUUCAACUUUACCAAGUUCUUGAAAAAGCUGAGGGAAAGUUGGACAAGGUGCCACAGCCAUUGGAGCUAAGCUGUGGGAGCAAGCCCGGUCGUAGCUACAGUUAUUUGCUCACCAUUCUGGAUGGAAUGCACGUGGAUCUUGGCUGGUACCCACCCAGGGAGGGGGCUGCUGUGGCUCUUACAAGGAGAGAAGCACCCAAGAGCUCAUCAUCGGGAUCGAUCCACCAGCAACACAAUGGCUCGGUGUCUGCCCACUUGAGCGGGAGCUCGGCUGACCUGGGGAACCGGCAAUGGGGCACCCCGUCUGGUGCCAGGGUCAGGGUGCGCAAGAACCAGGCGGGCUCUGUCGGGGAGGUCCCUGUGAGCCCCGCCACAGCGGUGCCCACAUGCUCCUCGAGCGGGGAAGGGAACGGCCCUGCCUCCCCAGAGCACUCGCUGCACCAGGGCAACUCGCACGGUGCACCCGGAGCGGGGCCCAGGCUGGAGGGGGCUCCGCAGGCAGUGGGCCACCCCGUCGGACCCACGGUACAGGCCGCGGCGGCGUCAGCUGAGCCAGGGCCACCCUUGCUCGGAACAGGAGGCCCCGUGCAGGGUUCGCCCUGGUCGUCGUCGACGGUGGUCAUCAGAAUGGAAGGCGGCGGGCAGUAUGCAGACGGUGCGGCCGGUGUCCCAGCGGCGGGCGCCCCUCUGGGCCCCAACGGCCCUCCGCUCGCGGCCCCCGAUUCUGCAGACGGCUCCACCGUCCAGGCACGUGCCAUCCCGCGUCGGAGUGCGGGUGCACUGCCUGCCUCUCCCUGUGGCCGGGCUUCACGCCACAGUGCCUCACCGGCCGCGGUAGCUGUGCCUGCGGCCGCACCGGUGAUGAAUGCUGCUCCCGGCACGGCAGCCGUUGCGACGGCGUCCUCGACGAGUGCAUCGGCCACGACUGCGGGCUCGACGAGCGGCACAGGCCAAGAGGAAGAGCAGCUGCCACCCGGUUGGGAAGUGAGGUACGAUCAGUUCAACCGCAAAUACUACGUGGACCACAACACCCGAAGCACGACGUGGGAGCGCCCCCAACCUUUGCCUCCAGGGUGGGAAAUGAGACGCGACAACCGGGGUCGGGUAUACUACGUAGACCACAACACUCGGACGACCACCUGGCAACGACCAACGGCGGAAAGUGUUCGCAACUAUCAGCACUGGCAGUCCACCCAGGCGCAAGCUAUGCAGCAGUGUCAGCAGCGUUUUCUCUACCAUACUCCAGUACAGGUGGACGAAGAUGACCCACUAGGCCCACUGCCAGAAGGCUGGGAGAAAAGGAUUGACCCAAACAACCGUGUCUACUUUGUGAACCACAAAAACAAGACCACCCAGUGGGAGGACCCCCGCACCCAAGGGAAAGAGGAGCCACUUCCGCACGGCUGGGAGAUUAAGUACACGCCAAACCGGGUGCGCUACUUCGUGGACCACAACUCCAAGACUACCACCUUCAAGGACCCCCGCCCAUCGUACGUUACCAAAGGGCCGAAGGGAGCCUAUGGUGUUCCUCUGGCCUAUGAACGAAAUUUCAAAUGGAAGCUAACGCAGUUCCGCUACUUGUGUCACUGCAAUUCCCUACCCAGCCACAUCAAGAUAACCGUGUCCCGACAGAAUAUUUUUGAGGAUUCAUUUAGUCAAAUCAUGCGGGUUCCACCGCACGAGCUGAGGAGACGGCUCUUCAUCACAUUCAAGGGGGAAGAAGGCCUUGACUAUGGAGGAAUAGCCAGGGAAUGGUUUUUUCUGCUGUCGCAUGAGGUCCUCAACCCUAUGUACUGCCUGUUUGAAUAUGCGGGCAAGAACAACUACAGCUUGCAGAUCAACCCUGCCAGCUCAGUGAAUCCUGACCAUCUGCUGUACUUUCGCUUUAUUGGAAGAUUCAUUGCCAUGGCCCUCUUCCACGGGAAGUUCAUCUACAGCGGCUUCACACUGCCUUUCUACAAGCGUAUGCUGGGCAAGAAGUUGACCAUGAAGGACAUAGAAUCCAUUGACAACGAGUUCUACAACUCCCUCAUUUGGAUCAAGGAGAACAACAUUGAAGAAUGUUCUCUCGAGCUGUACUUCAGCGUCGACUUUGAGGUGCUCGGUCAAAUCCAGUCGCACGAGCUGAAACCUGGCGGUGGAGAGAUCCGUGUUACGGAGGAAAACAAGGACGAGUACCUCAGGCUGAUGACAGACUGGCGGUUUUCCCGUGGACAGGAAGAGCAGACAAAGUCCUUUUUGGACGGAUUCAACGAAGUUCUACCCUUGGAAUGGCUUCACUACUUUGACGAGCGAGAGCUUGAGCUGAUGCUCUGUGGCAUGCAAGAGAUCGACAUAGACGACUGGCAGCGCAAUAGCAUCUACCGGCACUACACACGCAACAGCAAGCAGGUGAUCUGGUUCUGGCAGUUCAUCCGGGACAUGGACAAUGAGAAACGAGCACGCCUCCUCCAGUUUGUCACGGGAACUUGUCGCGUGCCGGUUGGCGGCUUUGCUGAGCUCAUGGGGAGCAAUGGACCACAGCGCUUCUGCAUAGAGAAAGUUGGCAAGGAGACCUGGCUUCCCCGAAGCCACACCUGCUUCAAUCGACUUGACCUGCCGCCGUACAAGAGUUACGAGCAGCUGGUCGAGAAGCUCACCUAUGCGAUUGAGGAGACCGAAGGCUUUGCCCAAGAAUGAUGCCUACUGUGCCCCUAAGGUCGGCCUUCGGUACACAGUGAAAGGCUGUAGGACAUCUCAUGCUCCGCUAGGGAACCUGCGCAGAGCACUGAUAGCAUUCUGCCAAAGUUCCAGGUGACGAGUGUGUGUAAAAUGGAUGGCAGUGGAGCAGACAUUAGUUUGAGCACUCAGCAAGGAAAGGCCAAGGCAACAAAUGUUGCAGUCUGGUGUUGCAGUUAUGAAAAACAAGCAUGGCUUGCCAAAUUGGAUUGUGAAUUCUUCAUUCCUUUUUAUCUCAUUUGUUUGCCCUUCAUUUAUUCGGCUAUGCAAUGCCUGUGCAGGACAUGGUACCGUGCCUAUGACUUCAGCAGUGCGGUUUUUAGUGGUUUGACAAAACUGAAUAUUUUAUUCUUCUGCCAUUUGUUUGACAUCUAAAGAAUGAGACAAAUCAUUGUGGGGACAUGCAAGAAAGCAAAAAUAAGACGUAGGAAACAAUUUAGGCUGGUCAUAAUGUGCCCCCGAUGUCUAGCACUUUUCUCUUCUAAAAACCACAAUCUUUCACUAAAUUCAGCUGUACUAACUUUUUUUGUUUAUGCUCUUCUUGGCUGAUCAAACUGCAGAAGGAAGAAUACAUGUGUAUUAGUCGGAAUAGGCCAGAGUACAGGCAGCCGUCUCGAUGCAUACCCUCCACCACUGUCGAUGAUGGUAGCGGAGCAUUCAAACUGCAACAUGUAGAAGGAAAAUCGAGUGUGGCUUUGAAUGUGGCAACCUGUUGGAAGUGUAGUCCUUUUGUUCUAUUUCAACACACCUUUUGUUUCUGCCAAGGGUUUGUUUGUACAACAUAGCAUACUAUUUUGUGAAGGUUGUCGGUGGAGGUGGCAUUGCGAGCAUGCCAAAGUUCUUGGUAGAGUUCACCACAAGGUUAGGAUGCGACUGUCACGGGUUGACUGCUGAGCUUUCUGAUGUCUGUGCACACCAACUACAAAACAUGAUUGUGUGGGGGCUUAGUCUUGGAUCUCGUAUCCCAUGCAUGUGCAGAGUUCUAAUGAUGAAUCAAGAUUUGAAAGCACUGUUGGGAACACUGUUCGGCCAUUGUUUCACGUUCAAGUCGAAUGAGGACAGUGCGAGGGAAAAGUAGAAAACAUCUUCCACUGCUUAGCUCAGGUUGGUGCAGAUGCGGCAAUGAGACUGUCUUCCAUCUGUUCAAAACAACAAAAAAAGCCACAUGUUACUUUCAUUUGCUGGCUCUGUGUCAGCCUGUUGCUAAUGCAAGGUAUGUUAACGUAGCAUGUUGGUAGCAUAUGCCAAGUGUUUGAAAAUCACAAGCUGAUUGCAAUUGGGAAUGGUACUAUCGGGGAAAAAUGAAAUGCGAACAGAGGAGCGCGUGGCUCGCGGUACAGGCUGCGCCGCCUGGAAGUGAGCCUAGGGGCGAGGGUGCGUGGCCUACUCCGAUGUGUUCACGCUCCUCGAUUGGCGCUCCUCCAGCUUCGGCAGUGCGCCUCUUAGUGCGCUGAAAGCUAUCACCGCUAUCUUUGCUGGCUCAGCGCGUGCUGUGCAAAGAAGCUCGCCGCACUCGCCGAGCAGGCGAAGAUAGCGGUGACAGCUUUCAGCGCACUGAGAGGCGCACUGCCGAAGCUGGGGGAGCGCCAAUCGAGGGGCGUGAACACAUCGAAGUAGGCCGCGCACCCUCGCCCCUAGGUUCACUUCUAGGCGGCGCAGCCUGUAGCGCGAGCCACGGGCUCCUCUGUUCGCAUUUCAUUUUCCCCGAUAGUACAUGAUGCAGCGCAGAGGGUGAUGCUGUGAGUGUGUCUGUGUUAUUGUACAUACAUUGAACAGAUUUUGUAUUGGGCUAACGAAGGUCCCUUGCUCGUAGCAGGAAGGGAAUUCGGUGGAGAAAGAUGAAACAUCAAGUAAAUUCUGUAGGUGGUGUAAAUACAAUGUAAAUGUUGUUUGUUUUUUUUUCUUUUUUUUUUGCGAAGUAGUACAUUACUUACGCUCAACUUGGAAGUAGAGCUUGCAUGGGACGAUUGUCAGUGCAUUUUGUCCAUAGAGCAGUUUGAGUGGCUUUGCACCUUGUUUUGCAAGGCAUAAUGGAGCCUCUUUAGCUAUAUCGCAGAACUCCUGUGGCAUUAAAGAGUGCAUCACAGUGUGGUGUAUGGGUUUAUGGCCGAAGGGAUCCGGACAAAAUGGUCCCAGGCAACUGAUCCCGACCAAAAUGGUUCCAAGUGUGAACACCGACAGAGUGGUUCCAGUUGAAUUUUGUAUCAUUAUUUGCUUGCUCACAGGUGGUUUGACUGUUAAACAUAGGGAAAGAAAUUCUUGCAAAGUACACAUCGCGACACUGUUAGCGCGAACACGACAUCAACACAUUUUCGCAUUUUACUUCUAAAUAGUAUUAGCGAGCACGAAAUUUUAUCGCUUACAUUAUAGAACUAAAUGAGCUCUUUCCGUAGCAAUAAUAACUUGUAUGAGAAUAGUUGGUGUCAAAGAGAAAAACUGGAAAAACCGGCAAUCGCUUGUUCGCGCUAACAGUGUCGCACUCUGUAAUUCUGUUACAAAACACUAGGCAUUUUAAAGUUUUCUUAAAACAUACAAUAGCCGAAAUAAUAGCUUUAAUAUUGUAUGUAAGCAGCACAAACCUUCCACCAUCCAUGCUGCUUUUUGUGUAUUUGAGUUGUGAGGGAAUUGAGUGUACACGAAUUAAUUUCUUAAUGUAUACACACUUUCACUUCUGAUUGUGAGAUCUUUACUGUAGUGGAGGUAAAGGGGGUUGAAGAAUCUUAAGCAUAAUGCAAUUAAUCUGUUCGUCCAGGACUGAAGUUACCCAAUCUUGGAGAAUGUUAAAUCUUGACAUACAAACAUGAACAAAAUGACCUUGCACAUUAUCGGCUUUUGUGGUGGUGGUGGACUCUAAUAUCAGUUUUCGGUCAGGUCAUCAGGUCAGGCACGUAGCCGGGGGGGGGGGGGGAGGGGGAAGGGGGGGGGGGGUAACGGCGGCGACAACCAUUGAACCCGCCCCCCCCCCCCCGCCCCCCCGAAAUUUUCCAUUUUGCUGGGACUUCCUUUCCCCCUUCCCCCUCCUACAGCAUUUCGUCAUGGGCGGGCGCCCCCCGAAACAAAAUCCUGGCUAUGUGCCUGCAUCAGGUACAACACUGUGUCGUACCCGACGAUUGACUUCAUAGAUAACAGCCAGUGUAAUGUCAUUCUGAGAAUGAUCGUAGAAAUGAAGACUUUUGGGCACAAUGGCUCAGCACUUGGAAAUUUUUUUAGAAAACAUCACGAAAUGCUUGAAUGCAAGACAAAAUACACUGAAGGCAGAUUUAGUUAAAACUUCGUAGUAAUGCGCGGUCCAGACCAACACGUAUUCUGGAUUCGUGUACUGAAACACGUAUAGAUGCCCACUUCUGGUUAUGGCGUCAACGCUCCGUUUUUAUGUGUUCCGGCACCAAUAUUUGGAAUUCAAAUAUUUCGACUUUUACAGGUGCCCGUAUUGUGACAUAGGAGUGCGUUUAACAUUUCACUGAACACAAUAAAGAGUUGAAUGUGUAAAAUAAAAUCAUUUGGGACCAUUUUGUCCAGGUUUGCAAUGGACCAUUUUAUCCAGGACCAUUGUGUCCUACACUCUCAGAAGUGUGCUUUGAUUAGUUGGCAUGCGCAUAUGGAGUUGAAUGACUUUAGGCUUUGGGAUAUGGCAUUCUUAUUAUGUACAUUACAUCUGCUCCAAGUAGGCAAUUUCUACAGGCCAAAAUGCUAAACCAGUUCAAAAGUCUGUACUUGCACAGUUAUUUUCAAGUGUACCUAGGCUGUGGUUGUGAGCAGGCUGUCCUUUACCACUGUCGUCCACUGCAGCGCAUACUUUGGUUGUAUAUAUGUGCUUGUUUCAGAAAUUUCCCCUCCAAAGUAUUGCUUGCAUCGAAGUACCUAGGCAGCAAUGUGCAUAGUGUGGUUUUCAUGUUCCUCCUUUUCAUGAAAUCGAAGUGUGUUGGUUGGAAGAUAAGUGCAGUGAUGGAUUUCAUUGUUGAGUUGCCCUGCAGAAAAACCUCUGGCAGAAACAAAAGAUCUGUAUGUAAUUAUAUCAAUUGUUGCAUAGCACCCAAUACUAAAUCUAAGAUUUCCUGAAAGUCGUUGCCAGCACCCGAUAUUCCAAAGGUUAACAUGCAAAGAGACUAUGAUAUUCUAUAUAUACAUUCAAAAUCAGUACUUCUUCCCGAGUUCCCUGUACAUACAUAUGGAUUAAAACUUGAAUGAGAAACUGGCUG
Ixodes scapularis (black-legged tick) is the source of this 8641-nucleotide messenger RNA. It is a transcript of the gene Su(dx), whose product is annotated as NEDD4-like E3 ubiquitin-protein ligase WWP1. Bases 1449 to 4403 code for a protein of 984 amino acids. The transcript is spliced from 22 exons. The record is from RefSeq and is a predicted model, not a curated record. Gene Ontology annotation, molecular function: ubiquitin protein ligase activity; protein binding. Gene Ontology annotation, biological process: ubiquitin-dependent protein catabolic process. Lineage: Eukaryota; Metazoa; Arthropoda; Arachnida; Ixodida; Ixodidae.